Messenger RNA from Helicoverpa armigera (cotton bollworm), 1728 nucleotides. Its product is annotated as beta-1,3-glucan-binding protein. Gene Ontology annotation, biological process: carbohydrate metabolic process. The record is from RefSeq and is a predicted model, not a curated record. Gene Ontology annotation, molecular function: hydrolase activity, hydrolyzing O-glycosyl compounds; carbohydrate binding. Lineage: Eukaryota; Metazoa; Arthropoda; Insecta; Lepidoptera; Noctuidae. The transcript is spliced from 8 exons. Bases 184 to 1623 code for a protein of 479 amino acids.
AUGAUGAGUUUCUCUGUGUUUCAGAAGACACGUUAAAUUAGGGGAAAAUGGAAAGAAACCCUUCGUGCUCGAAUGCGAGUCACACUUAGCCAGUUUUUUUUUCUUUUAAACACGUCGGGGUUGAAGCAACCGGUUGUGAGUUCGUUAACAUGAACAUCAGUCGCGAACUCAGUGCCUGAGGAGAUGGCGUCUGUAGAACAAACAGCUGCAUUUUAUAUUAUAACGAUCUUUGCAAUAUGUGAAGUGCAAGUUAACUGUUUUGUUUUCCGUACUCCUAAAAUUGAGGCUUUGUCUCCCACGGCUAUUAAGAUUUCAAUGGAAGUUCCAGAUGAGGCCAUUGGGAACUACUCUUAUUUCGGCUUCCAUGGUAACAUUAACAAACCAAUCAAAAUAACAGAUGAUGGCCACAUAUCAUUUUUUGAUUUUUCCAAUAUUGAGCCCCUGCUUUCACGUACCCGCAUCGUAGAGAUCGGUGACAGAAUUGACAUAGAUAAUAUCAAGAUUGGAGACACUGUUUACUUCUGGAUCUUUAUGAGGGACUUCAAUGAGGAUGAACAAAUCAUCGGGAAUCUUGAGUUUACCAUAACAGAAUUCGUUGGUGACAAAAGUGAUGCAACCACCAACAACCUUUCCUGUGGUUCUACUAAAACUAAGGUCAAAGGCCAAAAACGUGUUUGCAAGAAUUCCUUAAUAUUCAGUGAGGAGUUCAGUCAAACCAGCGUAUCAGACCUGACGCAAUGGGACAAGUUAAUCCAGUUCGUUAAUGAACCGGAUUAUCCAUUCAAUAUGUACAUGUCGGACAAGACGAUCAGCUUGGAGGAUGGCUCCCUGGUCAUCAAGCCGAUCCUCACCGAAUCAAUAUUACCUACCCUGUUCAAGCCACUGUACUUAUCUGACAGGUGCACAAGUAAGAUAAAAUCAGAUUGCAAAAGAGAAUUUCAAAUGCUGCCUCCUGUGAUUACAGGAAAAAUUACUACAAACAGGACUUUCAGCUUCAUGUAUGGAAAGAUUGAAGUGCGAGCUAAGUUACCAUUAGGACAAAUGAUUGUACCGGAAAUUCAACUCGAGCCCACAGACAAUGUAUAUGGCGAUAAAAACUACGCAUCUGGCUUGAUACGGAUCGCCUUCAAUUAUAAUUUUAGAAUAGAAAUCAAAGAGAAUACGAGGCGGGCUGUAUUGAGUGGUCCAGUGUUCAGAGCAAACCAACUUUUUUUGAAUAACCAUACAAUGGGUUAUGUCAAGCGCGAUGGCGGCAACUGGGACGAAGACUUCCACAAUUAUACUUUGAUUUGGACACCAGAGAGAUUUCUUUUCUAUGUGGAUGGCGAAAGGGCUGGCGAAACGGGAUAUAUUCAUAGCUUUGCUGAAGACCUGGAGGACGAAGUCGAGCACGCGUCAAAAUGGCUGACAGGCACCAACAUGGCACCAUUUGAUCAGAUGUUCCACGUGACCCUCGGUCUUCGCGUGGGAGGAGUCAAAGAGGUUUCCCGUGUAGAGAUACAGGAACACCCAUAUAUCAACCAGUUUGAAAUGCCUGACUUCUGGAAAUCAAAAGAAAAAUGGUACCCCACGUGGUCUGACGGAGCUAUGAAGAUUGACUAUGUCAGGGUUUACGCUCUUUAGAUGUUUUGCUCUUCAAGUAGCUAUGAAAAUAAAUGACAAGACGUCACGUUACGUUGGUCAAUGGCCUAUGAAAUACUUUAUGAUUAUAAACGCACAUUUUGGAAA